Messenger RNA from Sclerotinia trifoliorum, 2745 nucleotides. The record is from the annotation of a GenBank genome assembly. Lineage: Eukaryota; Fungi; Ascomycota; Leotiomycetes; Helotiales; Sclerotiniaceae.
CAUGGUUGCACGUGCCUAGAAUGGUUCCUGCCUAUGAGGUACAACACCUCACCUUUGAGUUUGAACUUUCAAAUUCUCAAAUUCUUUUUUAUCAACAACAACAACAGCCCUGCAUUCAUCUCUGGUUAGUGCAGCUUUGAACAACUUCAUUUCCGAAAGAGAAGAGGAAAAAUCGCAUUCAUCAUGGCCGACGCUUCGAUUGAAGCUUCGCACAAGCGCAAGUUUGAUGACGAAAUUGAUGUUUCUUCAGACCUGUUGGCUGCUGCUGCUCCUGGCCCAGCUGCUACAGAUGUAAAGAAACCUAAUCUUGUCGAGGAUGUAAACACUCAAGUGCUUGUUGGAUCGAGUACGUUGCAUCAUGAAUACCAUCCAGUUUUUUUGGCCUUUACUAAAUUUUUGACAGUUACCGCCGGUGAAGGUGAUUCAGACGAAGGCGGAACCAUUACCAAUCAGAAUUAUUGCCAGCCUGCUGUUUCCGACGCUGAAGAAUCAGAUAUCGGAAUGUCAGAAAUUUCGGAGAUUAUGUUUGAUGAUGAAGAUGAAGAUGAUGAACUCGAAGAGGAGCACUCGUACGGAGAUGAAGAUGAUUACGAAGAUUCCGAUUCAGAGCCACGUGAAUAUGCAGUCGAGGAGCGCGAGAUUACUGUACAAAAGGAUGGUACGGAUCAGGUAGUCAAGUUGAGACUCUUUAUGACUAAGGAAGAAGAGUUCGAGAAUUGGCUUCAGAUGAUCCAUGUCGCUUGCACCGUCGACGGCCAAAGAAUUGGUUGUGCUUUUGGCCGAUAUAUCCGCCGAGAAGAAAUUCGAGAACAUUUUUGGAGCGAGAUGGAGGCUCCAUGCAGUGAUAUGAGUUCAAUUGCAUUCGAGCUUUUUGAUCGGUAUGGGUACCUUAAUGACCAUCUUAAGAACCAUUAUGUGCAGAAGGGUACAGGCGUAUGGGGAAGUGAAUUAGACUUCGGUCCACUUUUUCUCAUCGAGCAUAUUGAAAUUACAGACAGGGAAUGGAGACGAAAAGGUCUAGGACGAAUUAUUGUUACUGCCAUGAUAGAAAAAGCUCAAGAACAGCAGAAGCCGCAAAUUCCAAGUCCUACAGAGAUACCAGCAGAGAAAGUAUUAGAUGAAAUAUUUGCGGACAUGUUUUGGCAUGGAAAAAACCGAGAAAGAUACACAAAGCUUCACACUAUUUCAUUACCUGGGUGGCUUCAUCAUGAUGUUAAACCACUGUGGGAGGGUAAAUCUGAGCUCGAACAGCGUGACAUCAAUUAUCAAGCUGUUUAUGCUGCUGUUUCAUUUCAUCGAUCCCUUGGGUUUCGACGAAUUGGGGCUUCGAGCUGUUUUGGUCUAUCAUCUGACCCUGAUCACAAAUCCCAUUCCCUCGCAAUCAAGGACGAUUAUGAUCCCCCAGACCCAGCACCAGGGCCUGUGGAGGAACCGACAGAAGUCAUAGUCACAAUGCCAGGUAAAGAAGAAGACUUUCGUGCGUCUGCUUAUGGAAGGGCACUGGAAGAAACGAGACUGAAUAAAUUAAAGGAGAGACCUACACCCUUGAACUUCGCUGCUGUUACGCUCCCUGAUAUGGAACUCGUGGAAUUCUACAAGGCGUACCAAGCCGAGGACAAAAAGGAGUGGAAGCAGGCUGAUCGUCGAAACAACACCUUGCUCCACAUCACGGCAUGCCAAUCCAAACCCCAAAGCGUGAAAUGGCUAAUGGAAAACGCCAACGAUGAGCAGUGCUUGACACUAGCUCGUAAUCUGAAAGGAUACACGCCCCUUGAAGCAUUACAGGAUGACCUUAAUAUCCUCAGAACACGACGCAAACAUGGAAUGAUGACCAUUGUCAUCGCAGAUAAGUUUUCUGGCUUUACUCCUGAUGCUAUCCUCUGCCAAUUUAUACUAUUGACCGGAUUGAUGCCUGUGGAUUAUUCGGAUAUUCCGCUCUGCCUCCGUCUUAAAUAUGGUUGCACUUGUGGGGAAUGCGUUGGAGGCUUUUUAUCGCCACGCAUGAAACUAGCACUUCUUUUUCAAGCCGAAAGAGAAUAUGAGAUUAUGGAUGAUGCACUUGAGAUGUCGAGCCGUAGCAAUAGCCCUACUGAUUGGUUAUAUUUGGCUGAAGAUGUUAUCGAGCACGUCACGCCAGCUCUCCAGCGAGACUUUAGGACCAACAAAUCACUCCGUCGAGGUUUCGUAAAUAUUUUCGACCAUAUUGCGACUUGCUUAAAAGCCAACGAGGCACCAACGAGACAAAAUGUCUUACAAGCAUGGGAGAAAAGUGGAGAAUGGCCACCCGUAACUCGAAAUUAUCUUCAAUGGGGUGAUACUGUUGAGAAUAAGGUUGAAGCUGUGUUGGAAAAGAUAUUCGAAGGCGCGCAUUCUCAAAACGAAGCAUUUGGCGACGGCGAGUUCAUUCUUUGCAUGGAGGAAGAGGUCGAGAAAUCCAAGACAUGCAGGAACGAUCAUGAAUAUGGCUUUGUUGCUAAAUUGUGUGGUUUACCAGAGCGUAAUAACAACCCAGCGGGAAGAUUGGAGGGUAUGUUCGGCAGAAUUUUUUCGGGCAUGUAAUGAUUUGUGCUAGAUAUCUUCGUAUAGGUGCUCGACUAUGGCUAAUAUAGUGUCGGAUGUAGCAAUUUCGCUAGAUAGUUUCGUAUAUUGUGUAGGUGGAUGGCUAAUUGUGGCUAUCAUGUGCUUUUGUUUGCUUUCAAUUUUACACUUUGUAUGUAGCUAGCUAAUGGAAUUAAAAAAAAAGAA